UAGAUGGCACGACAAGGUAUUGAAAAUAGUGCUAGAGUAUUGGUGCUAACCUUUCCGAAGUUAUUUAAUAAGUGUCAGAAAGAAAUAAUAGUCAUAGUUAUAACGUAUGAAAUGUUAUCAAAUUGAUUUAUAAGAUUAUACAUAUAUUUCUUUUAUUAAUAAAGCUAUAUUUGUUUUGAUUACUACUUUGCUAUAAAUAUGUUACGAUUGAGUAUUCUACAAAGUGUAAAUGGAGCAGUUUUAAAAUUAAACAUCAACGAAAAUAGAUUUUUAACCAAAUGUAUGAAUAAUUUAAAGACAAGCAGUAUCAAGUUAUCAAGUUAUCAAGACAGCAAGUUAUCAAAAACAAACAAAUUAAAAUCUGUAAAUGAGUUUAAAGUAAUGGUAAACAUAAAAUCAGUAUCUAUUUUUGGUUCUGAGACAGUUGAGAAUUGUGGAAUACAAUGCAUUGAAGAUAAUGAAGAUUUAAAAAUUCCAACUGUAACACACAUUGUUAGCAAAACCAUGUCUCCCAAAGUAAAAGCUGCUUUAGAGAGGUGGAAGAAAAAUAUGAUUGAUAUAUAUGGAGAAGAGCGUUUUAAAUCAUACUGUAAAGGUAUAUUGAAUAGUGGUAAAUUAUUUCAUUCUUAUGUACAAAUGAUGUUUUCAAAGAAAGAAAUUGAAAUUCCACCUUUUAUCAAACCAUUAUACCUUAGUAUAAAACCAUUAUUGAACGAUAUGAAAAUUUUUCAUAGAACUCAGACAAAUGUGACAACAUUGGGAUACAAAAGUGUCAUAGAUUGUAUUGCUUCCUUUAGAGGUAAGACAUAUUUAAUCGACUGGAAAAAGUCAGGGAAACGGCAAACAUCGCUUGCAACAACUUAUGAUGCACCUAUACAAGUUGCUGCUUAUAUUGGAGCUAUUAAUGCUUUUAAUGAAUAUCCAUUUAAGAUAGGUAAAGGUUUGGUUACUGUUGCUUAUACAAAUGGUGAACCUGCAAGUAUUCAUGAAUUGAAGGAUGACGCCUUACAAAUAGCAUGGAGAGAAUGGUUGAAUAAGUUGGAACAGUUUCAUGCAAGUUAUUACAAAGGUAGUUUAAAUACUUAAUUUAUAUUUGUAAAUUAAAAUAUGAUACAUAUUAUACUACUUAUAUAUUUCACUGAACAAGUUUCAUAGUAUUUUUGCAUAAAUAAAAUCAU
Molecule: messenger RNA, 1178 nt
Organism: Bombus impatiens (common eastern bumble bee)
Lineage: Eukaryota; Metazoa; Arthropoda; Insecta; Hymenoptera; Apidae
Product: mitochondrial genome maintenance exonuclease 1-like
Biological process (GO): mitochondrial DNA replication
Cellular component (GO): mitochondrion
Molecular function (GO): single-stranded DNA exodeoxyribonuclease activity
Source: RefSeq, a predicted model, not a curated record